UUCUAGAAGCGACGUGUCAAGUAAAUGUCAAAGGUUUUCAAAGCGUGUAAUGAUUAUAUCCAUUUUUUUUAAAUGUGAUUCCUGUGUCAAUCGUAAUAAAGUGAUUCUUCAUAUGAUAUUGAAAAAAUAGAAACACAAAUGAUAUGAUGGGAUUGGUACAUGGUAAAGGAAAUAAAGAAAUUUCGGAGGAGCGUGUACCAUAUGACGAAAACGAUGACAAUGGCCUAAUUUUAAAUAACCAUUACAUCCCGGAAGAAGUACUCGCUAAUAUUCUUCGCUACGUUCACUACAAGACUUUGGCGAAAUGCAUGCUAGUAUGCAAACGCUGGAAUGAGUUGAUUCAAAGUUACGUUUGGCGUAAAAAGAGCAAAGCGAUCCUAGGUCAGUUGUUACCAGCGGAUGAGAAAAUACACUGGAGUCUAUAUUACAUUAUCUGCAAAGACAACAGUCCUUUUGGAAGAAAUUUGAUUAAAAAUCAUUCCGGAAGUGAGGGUCUGAAGAAACAUUGGAAGAUUUUAAGAAAUGACGGUGACAAGUGGGCAGUCGAAGAACCGCCCUUAGGUGUUCCACCUUUGCCGGAAACCGAGCCAUUGUUCGCAGAAAGACAAACUUGUUUCGUAACUUCAUAUGUUAAUUGUUGUAAAAUGCAAACUGUGGAUCUUCUUGCCGAAGGAUUGACUUCACAAAUUUUAGACAAUCUUCAACCGCCCAUAGUGCCCGAGUCGAGAACACCUGCAACAAAGGGACAACGCGACCCAGAUAUGUUGACCUGGCGAUCUCAGCCUGCAGAGCCAUAUUCAGCACCAUCCACCCCCUGUGGGUACCCAUACAGGGUGCCAACAGAAGCAAGAGAUACUUUAGGUUCGGGGAACGAGAGGCCGAAUUGUGGACCAAAGAAUGAAAUAGCUCGAGGUAAUUCGGAGGUUUGUAAGGAAACGAGCAUUCAGCUGAAAGCUGAAAACCACCCAGUAAUUUUUAAGCUUGCUUUAGCGUUUUAG
Molecule: messenger RNA, 998 nt
Organism: Belonocnema kinseyi
Lineage: Eukaryota; Metazoa; Arthropoda; Insecta; Hymenoptera; Cynipidae
Product: F-box only protein 6-like
Exons: 4
Coding region: 144-998 (284 amino acids)
Biological process (GO): glycoprotein catabolic process; SCF-dependent proteasomal ubiquitin-dependent protein catabolic process
Cellular component (GO): cytoplasm; SCF ubiquitin ligase complex
Molecular function (GO): protein binding; ubiquitin protein ligase activity
Source: RefSeq, a predicted model, not a curated record